GGAAAAAAGGCUGGUCAUGGCCCAUAUUAUACCACAUUUUGCAACUACCUAUUUUUCUUAUUCAUUAAAUUUACUAAUAAAAUAAUAUCAAGACCAGACCUGAGUUUCCUUCUUCUUUACUUCAACUUUUACAAGUCCUACUGUCUUCCCCAUCUUGUUUCUGUUACUGCCCAUUUUCUAAGUACACUCUCUUUAUCACCUUUUGCUGUUUUGUUUUCUCGGGUUAUGUUGAAUUAAAGACAGACAUUUAAUCUCAAUAAUGGGUUCUGGAGAUUGGUUUAAGACAAUAAUUAACUCAAAGAAGGUCAAGGUCGGCAGUUCAAAGAAGGUGAAGGGGUCUUCAGCUUCUUCAAAAUCCAAUGGCUUCAAAUGGAAAAAACGUUCAGGCAAAGAGUCUAGCAGUGUUGCUAACGCUAUUAGUGGAAAUCAUGGGGCUCUUGGCAUGCCGGUUGAGGAUAUAGCUGCAAUGCGGAUUCAAACUGCAUUCCGGGCAUACAUGGCUAGAAAAAGUUUACGUCGUUUGAAAGGGAUAGUAAGAUUACAGGCUGCGACCCAACGUUAUUCUGUUAAAAAGCAAGCCCAAACCACAUUGAGCAAUCUUCAUACAUGGAGCAAAAUACAGGGUGAGAUUCGUGCUCGCCGACUGAAUAUGGUAAUGGAAGGCCGGCUCAAACAGAAGAAAUUAGAGAAUCAACUAAAACUUGAGGCAAAGCUUCAUGAUCUAGAGGUUGAAUGGAGUGGUGGCUUUGAAACAAUCGAUGAAACUCUUUCAAGGAUACAUCAGAGGGAAGAAGCCUCAAUCAAGCGAGAGAGAGCUAUGGCUUAUGCCUUUUCUCAUCAGUGGAGGGCCAACUCUGAUCCUCUUGGGUUCAGUAAAUAUGAACUUGGCAAAUCUGAUUGGGGUUGGAGUUGGAAGGAACGCUGGAUUGCUGCUCGACCAUGGGAAAGCCGUGUUCCUUCGAAGUUAAUUAGCCCAAAGAAGGUCCAGCACGGGCAAGCAAACAAGGUUGUUGAAAACAUAAAUUCACCUUUUAAGUCCAAAAGCCCAAAGAAAGGGCAGCAGGGGCGAGCCAACAAAGUUGAUAAAAACAUAAAUUCACCUUCUGGGUUCAAAAGCCCCUUGAAGGUACAGCAUAGACAAGCAAGCAAGGUUGGUAAAAACAUAAAUUCACUGACACAAAAAUCAUCAGUUUCAGUGAAACCUCCAAUGCCAAAUGGGAGUGGAACUACAAAGGGGCGAAGGUUGUCUUUCCGAGCUGCUGAAAAGCUAUCCCCUGGACAGAGCACCAAAGCUGAAGAAACAAACACUAAGGAAAGAACUACAAAGGGCCGAAGGUUGUCUUUCCCAGCUGCCGAAAAACCAUCCCCUGGAGGGAACGCUAUAGCUGGAAAAACAAACACUAAGGAAAUAACUACGAAGGACCGAAGGUUGUCUUUCCCUACAGUUGAAAAACAAUCUUUGCCUGAAGGGAGCACCAAAGCCGAAGAAGCUAGCGCUAAGGAGCUAUCAGUUUCCUAAUACCCUGCCAAUUUUAUUCACUGAGUGGCAUAUAGUUGGUUUUCAUUUUUCAAUCAAUUGAAAUUUCCAGAAAGAAAGUCCAUUUUUUCUUUUUUAAUUCCCAUGUUCUUUUUGGUUGUGCAUAUGAAGUGUUUGUGGAAGUAAUAUGUUUUGGUAUGUAGUACAGAAUAACACAUCAGAGCCAUGAACCGGGUAUUUGGAUUGAUUUUGUU
Pistacia vera is the source of this 1731-nucleotide messenger RNA. Its product is annotated as protein IQ-DOMAIN 1-like. Gene Ontology annotation, molecular function: protein binding. NCBI's taxonomy places the organism in Eukaryota, Viridiplantae, Streptophyta, Magnoliopsida, Sapindales, Anacardiaceae. The record is from RefSeq and is a predicted model, not a curated record. The transcript is spliced from 6 exons. Bases 260 to 1519 code for a protein of 419 amino acids.